This is a messenger RNA of Selaginella moellendorffii, 1779 nucleotides long. RefSeq names its product pentatricopeptide repeat-containing protein At4g02750-like. Gene Ontology annotation, molecular function: RNA binding; protein binding. Gene Ontology annotation, biological process: RNA modification. Bases 1 to 1779 code for a protein of 592 amino acids. Lineage: Eukaryota; Viridiplantae; Streptophyta; Lycopodiopsida; Selaginellales; Selaginellaceae. The record is from RefSeq and is a predicted model, not a curated record. The transcript has a single exon.
AUGGCUGUUAGGGACCAAAUCGCCGAACUUUUGAGGUCUUGCCGCGAUGCCAAGGAUCUCUCCCAGGCCAGGAGUGUCCAUGCCUCCAUCGUGGCAUCGAAAUACGAGCUCGAUCGUUACCUCUCCAAUCUCGCAUUGCAAAUGUAUGGGCGAUGCGGCAGCCUUGAAGACGCGCUGAAGAUUUUCGGCCAGAUCAGAAAGCCCAACCUCAUCUCCUGGAACACGCUCCUCCAGGCACUCUCGGAGAAUGGGGAGGUGGAGAAAGCGAGAGAGAUUUUUGAUGGAAUGCCCGGCUGGGACGUCGUGUCGUGGAACUCGUUGAUGGCGGCGUAUGCCCGCAACGGGGAUUUGGAGGAGGCGAGGAGGAUUUACGAAUUGGCCGCAGAGAGAGAUCUCAUAUCUUGUAACACGAUGAUCGAUGGGUAUGCAGAGAUGGAUUUUUUGGAGGAGGCAAAGUCAAUGUUUGAUUCCAUGGACGAGAAGAAUGUUGUCUCUUACAACACCAUGAUCCAGGCAUAUGCCGAAAACGGGCAUCUUUUCGAGGCAAAGGUUCUCUUUGAGGAGAUGCCGGUUAAGAACGUGGUGAGCUGGACUGCCAUGGUGACGGCGUAUGCGCGGGUAGGACACGUGGACGAAUCACGACGGGUUUUUAACGCGAUGCCGGAGAGGAACGUGGUGACAUGGAACACGAUGCUCCAGGGAUAUGCUGACUAUGGGAAUCUUGAGGAGGCAGAGCGAAUCUUUCUCGAGAUGCCGGAGGAGAGCCUUGUGUCGUGGAACGCAAUGGUAUCUUUGUACGCAGAGUGUGGGCUUUUGGAGCGGGCAAAAAAUCUCUUUGAUAGAAUGGUUUUCAGAGACGUCAUCUCUUUUAACACAAUAAUCUAUGCCUUUGCCCAGGACAGGAAUCUUGAAGAAUCUAGACGCCUCUUCAACUCCAUGCCACAGAGGAACGUCGUGUCGUACAAUUGCAUGAUCGCGUCGUAUGGCCUGUACGGGCAUCUAGAAGAAUCUCGGGUCCUGUUCGACACAAUGCCGUACAGGAAUCUCGUAUCCUGGAACACAAUGCUCACCGCAUAUGCCCACAAGGGGCAUCUGGAAGAGGUGCUAUUCCUGCUAAGGUAUAUCCCUCAAAAGGACGUGCUGACAUGGACGGCGGUGUGUACGUGCCACAUUGUGACUGGUCACCUGGCCGAAGCGCAAAGAAUAAUUUUCUUCAUGCCCGAGAAGAACUCGGCCUCCUGGAACGCUCUAGCGGCGGCUUAUGGCGAUCGAGGAGAUUUGCUCAAGGCCGAGAGGCUCUUGAGCGAGAUCCCUGUGAAAGACAUGGUUUCCUGGAACACGACAAUGGCCACUUACGCCAAGAACAAUCGCCCUCUAGAGGUUCUCUCGUUGUUUCAUCGCUUGAAUCUCCAGGGGACAAGGCCACAGAUGAUUACCUUUGCGAUUGUUCUAACAGCGUGUAGCCGGCUUGGGAUGAUCGAACAAGGAUGGAACCAGUUUUUCUCCACAGCUUGCGACUAUGGAAGCCUGCCAACGUCGCGGCACUACUCGUGCUUGAUCGAUGCUUUUGGACGAGUCGGGAGGCUUUCCGAGGCGGAGCAGCUGCUGCAAAGCAUGCCAGUUCCGGCGGAUGUGGUGGUGUGGAAAACACUGCUGGGUGCCUGCCGGAUCCACAACAAUGCCGAGUGUGGAGCUCGAGCUAUGGAGAACAUUGCCAAGCUCGAUCCGCACAACGCCGCUUCGUUUGUUCUCAUGGCCAACACCUUGCAACCUGGUUGA